AGGCAGGUCUCUGGUUUGUAGCCAAGUUAGUGUUGAUUCGUGCCUCCACUCUCGUUGGCUUGAGCGCAGUGUAGGGGCAGUCUCAGUUUGCUGGAGGUCGUGGUACAAGCUCUGCCAAAGGCUGUGUGCUCCUUACCUUUGUACCUCGCAUGGCUUCCCUCAAUGACCAGGCUGUUUUACAGGCCAUCUUCAAUCCGAAUGCCCCAUUUGGGGAUGUUGCUGGGCUGAAUCUGAAGGCAGAGCAGACGGACGACGACAGCAGGUUCGAGCCACAGCUGGUGGCACAAGUGAAGGCGUUGGAGGUUGAGGGGGUUUCUCUGGCUGAGGCGGGGAAUGUGGACGGGGCCCUGGAGAGUUUUACUCGGGCCGUGGGAAUCCUCCCGGAGAGACCGUCCGGCUACAACAACCGAGCACAGGUCCUCCGGUUAAAGGGCGACACGGCAGGAGCCCUGAAGGACCUGGAUAAAGCAGUGGAGCUGAGCGGGGAGCGGGGUUUGAGCGCAGCACAGGCACUGGUACAGAGGGCUCUGCUUCACCGACUGGCUGGCCGGGAGCCAGAGGCAGAGAGCGAUUUCCGAAGGGCGGCCGAGCUGGGCAGCACGUUUGCCAGGCACCAAGUGACUUUACUGAACCCCUUUGCGGCCCUGUGCAACCACAUGCUGCACAAGAUGAUGUCCCAGCUCAGGCAGCCUGAGCCAGACUCCCAGUGAGGAGGGAGCUCAGCGCGGGGUGGGGGAAUAACUUCUGGAACUCAAUCCCACAGUCCCUCUGCCUCGAUCCCUCCCUUGCCUCCU
Molecule: messenger RNA, 794 nt
Organism: Callorhinchus milii (elephant shark)
Lineage: Eukaryota; Metazoa; Chordata; Chondrichthyes; Chimaeriformes; Callorhinchidae
Gene: ttc36
Product: tetratricopeptide repeat domain 36
Exons: 3
Coding region: 150-710 (186 amino acids)
Biological process (GO): cilium assembly
Molecular function (GO): protein binding
Source: RefSeq, a predicted model, not a curated record